AAUGAAGAGCUUCUCAAGUGCAAGAGUGGAGCAACAACAGCCAUGGAAGCUCGAUCAAUGGCUUCUUCGAUCCCUCUCACUCUCCACCCUCGUUUCCCUUCGCCAUCACUGUCUUUCAGACGCUUCUACGCCCGCCCUCCUCCCCGCAAUCUCCAUCCCUUUCUUAGAUUCCGUGCUAGUUCUUCAGUCGUUGCCGCUGAGCCUGCUGUUCUUCAGGAGACUCAAGUUCAGAGCAACAAAUCUUCUGUAUUUGACUUUCUUUCAUGCCCAAUCUGUUAUGAACCAUUAACAAGAAAAGGGCCUUCAGGCCUAAACCUGCCAGCUAUCUAUAGGUCUGGAUUUAAGUGUGAGAUAUGCAACAAGACAUUCUCCAGCAAAGAUAUGUACUUGGAUCUCACUGUUACUUCAGGAACAAAAGAGUAUAAUGAAUUCAAGCCUGCCAGGACUGAGCUAUUCAGGAGCCCUCUUGUUUCCUUUCUAUAUGAAAGAGGAUGGCGCCAAAAUUUUGAUCGAAGUGGCUUCCCAGGUCCUGAUGAAGAGUUUAAUAUGGCUCAGGAGUUUUUCAAGCCUGUGGCAGGUGGUUUGCUUGUGGACGUGAGCUGCGGGAGUGGCUUGUUUUCAAGAAAGUUUGCAAAAUCCGGAACCUACUCUUCAGUUAUCGCAUUGGAUUUUUCUGAGAACAUGCUUCGCCAAUGCUACGAGUUCAUUAAAAAUGAUGAAAGUAUUCUGGCAGCAAAUUUUGCUCUUGUCCGGGCUGAUGUAUCAAGGCUACCAUUUGCGUCAGGAUCAGUCGACGCAGUCCAUGCGGGAGCUGCACUGCACUGUUGGCCUUCUCCUUCCAAUGCAGUUGCCGAAAUAAGCCGAGUUCUUCGAAGCGGCGGUGUCUUUGUAGGGACUACCUUCUUAUCAACGCCGGUAAACAGUCCUUUUGCUUCUGCGACAUUGAGGCCAUUAAGACAAAUCUUUGGGCAAGUUACCAACAGUUAUUCGUAUUUCACGGCGAAAGAGAUAGAAGACUUGUGCAAAACCUGUGGACUUGUGAGCUAUACAAGCAAAAUUCAAAGAGCUUUCAUCAUGUUCACUGCUCAGAAACCAUAAUAUUUUGAAGCUGCAGUUUGUUCAGUAUGUAUAAAGUAUGACAAUUCUUUCAAAGCAGAAGUAUGUUGCAGAUUUACUAGUAAAUGAAUUUGGUAAUCCAUUAGACCACAUUCUGUAAAUUCCUCACUGUUUAUCAUCUAUAACAAACACUUCUUUUCUUUGAGGUAUAA
This is a messenger RNA of Dioscorea cayenensis subsp. rotundata (Guinea yam), 1268 nucleotides long. RefSeq lists its product as uncharacterized. Lineage: Eukaryota; Viridiplantae; Streptophyta; Magnoliopsida; Dioscoreales; Dioscoreaceae. The record is from RefSeq and is a predicted model, not a curated record. The transcript is spliced from 8 exons. Gene Ontology annotation, molecular function: S-adenosylmethionine-dependent methyltransferase activity. The coding region runs from base 43 to 1098 and encodes 351 amino acids.